CACCCAAUAACAACUCCAUUGACGAAAGGUUGUUAGAGUGGAGUGACAGCGGCCGGCCAACGAGCGGGAGCUGGAGCUGGACCCCAGCCCUGUCCGUCGCUGCCCCUCCCCCCUCCCCGGGCGUUAUAUCUGCUGCAAGCACAGGGGGGAGUCCCAUUCGGUCAGUGAUAGCUAGCAGCAGCUCGCCGCAGCUCAGGGCGGCUCGCACCCAGAUCCCAAUGCGCGCCGCCGCCGCGUCGCUCUAGGCCGAGAGAAGCAGCGGUGAGUGAGACCGAGACGCCCGGACGUGCAGCCAUGAAGGUCCUCGCCGUGCUGGCGCUCGUCGCCGCCGCCGCGCCGUUCCUCCGCGCCGCCGGCCAGGGCGGCGAGGGCGACGACGGGGCCGGGCCGCUGCCGUUCGCGGUGGGCGCGGCGCCGGCGGGGUGCGACAUCGGGCAGGGGGAGUGGGUGCGCGACGAGGCGGCGCGGCCGUGGUACCAGGAGUGGGAGUGCCCCUACAUCCAGCCGCAGCUGACGUGCCAGGCGCACGGCCGCCCCGACAAGGGCUACCAGAACUGGCGCUGGCAGCCGCGCGGCUGCUCGCUGCCGAGCUUCAACGCGACGAUGAUGCUGGAGAUGCUGCGGGGCAAGCGGAUGCUGUUCGUGGGCGACUCGCUGAACCGGGGGCAGUACGUGUCCCUGCUGUGCCUCCUCCACCGCGCCAUCCCCGACGGUGCCAAGUCGUUCGAGACGGUCGACUCGCUCAGCAUCUUCCGGGCCAAGAACUACGACGCCACCAUCGAGUUCUACUGGGCGCCCAUGCUGGCCGAGUCCAACUCCGACGACGCCGUCGUGCACCGCGUCGACGACCGCGUCAUCCGCGGCGCGCCCAUGGACAAGCACUCGCGGUUCUGGCAGGGCGCCCACAUCCUCGUCUUCAACUCCUACCUCUGGUGGACGGCCGGCGACAAGAUCAAGAUCCUGAGGGGCGCUGACAACGACUUGAGCAAGGACAUUGUGGAGAUGAAGGCGGCGGAGGCCUACCGGCUGGUGCUGUACCAGGUGGUCCGGUGGCUGGAGCUUAACGCCGACCCCAAGAACUCGCGGGCCUUCUUCGUCACCGCGUCGCCGACCCACACAGAUAGCUCCGCGUGGGGCGACGAGACGGAGGGCGGCAACUGCUACGACCAGACGACGCCGAUCGGCGACGCCUCCUACUGGGGCAGCACGAGCCGGGAGAUGCUGCGGGUGACGGAGGAGGUGCUGGCCACGUCGCGGGUGCCCGUCGGCGUGGUCAACAUCACGCAGCUGUCGGAGUACCGCCGGGACGGCCACACGCAGACCUACAAGAAGCAGUGGGCGGAGCCGACGCCGGAGCAGCGCGCCGACCCCAGGAGCUACGCCGACUGCACGCACUGGUGCCUCCCCGGCGUGGCGGACACCUGGAACGAGCUGCUCUACUGGAAGCUCUUCUUCCCCAGCAACGACCAGGCCCUCUGAUCGAUGACCAAAGGCAUGCGUACAUACACUCGGAACCCAUUGUUGGAAGAGGCUAGCCCAUGUGACAUCAUCGAUCACGCAGCACAUGCAUCGUAAAGAGAAACAAAUGUAGAUUAAGAAUUGAACGUCAUGUGUGAUUAGUUGCUGCUGUUCAUGAGGCAGAAACCUUUGGGUGGUGGCCGUCGUUGUAAUUUUUUUUCUGUUUUCUUUUUCGGUCAGUGUAAUGACGCUCUUUUGGUGAAUGAAGGGGAAAAAUCAUAGAAAAACUUAUCCUUGUAUAUGUGAAUAUGAUUGCGCA
Molecule: messenger RNA, 1777 nt
Organism: Panicum virgatum (switchgrass)
Lineage: Eukaryota; Viridiplantae; Streptophyta; Magnoliopsida; Poales; Poaceae
Product: protein trichome birefringence-like 33
Exons: 5
Coding region: 295-1479 (394 amino acids)
Cellular component (GO): Golgi apparatus
Molecular function (GO): O-acetyltransferase activity
Source: RefSeq, a predicted model, not a curated record